Arthroderma uncinatum is the source of this 1998-nucleotide messenger RNA. Its product is annotated as mediator of RNA polymerase II transcription subunit 17. The record is from RefSeq and is a predicted model, not a curated record. Gene Ontology annotation, cellular component: core mediator complex; mediator complex. The transcript is spliced from 3 exons. Gene Ontology annotation, molecular function: transcription coregulator activity. The coding region runs from base 1 to 1998 and encodes 665 amino acids. Gene Ontology annotation, biological process: regulation of transcription by RNA polymerase II. Lineage: Eukaryota; Fungi; Ascomycota; Eurotiomycetes; Onygenales; Arthrodermataceae.
AUGGCCGAUUCCUUCUCUCUGCCUUUGCGGCCGAUUAGGAAGAAGACCGAGGACUCAGAUACACUGCCCAUCCGCAUUGCGCAGAUCAACGCCCAGAGGGGAUCCUUCCGAGAUGUUACUGAGGAGAGCUUGUCGAAUGAAAUCGAAGCUCUCCGCGUUUCCGGGAAAGAGGCGUCUGAUAUAGGAGAGCCGGCCGAAGCUGGGGACGACGCUGAUGACAAGGAACAGCAGCUCUUCACUAGCCGAUCAGAGAUGCUCGAGUUUGCGACGCAGGCCCAAGUCGAAGCUUGCUACGCCCUAGAUUUCGUUUCCCUCGCUCUCUCAAAGUAUGCCCCGCGCCAGGUGGAGCUAUCCAUGACGCCGUAUAUCAAAUUCAAAAUCCCGACUGGCUCUCUCGGCAUAGAUAAGAUAAAAACACCGGAGCAUACUGAGGCCGACAAGAAGGAUAUCGCGAUCGUCUCGAAGGGAUGGAAACUGGAGAGUUUCAGCUCUGCUGCAAACAACCUGCUUGAAGCUGCCACUCGCCUGCAGAAGGAAGUUGCCGCGGAGACCAAGUAUUGGUCCGAGGUGCUGGCAAUCAAGGAAAAGGGAUGGAAGAUAUGCCGGCUCCCACGCGAGAGGCAAACUCUGGGCGUGCAGCAUGGUUUUCUUGAAGCUGCUUCCGUGUUUAGAGAUCGAGGCUUGGGGGCGUUAAGAAGGGGAGACGAUGGGUCCUUGUAUGUCGACCACGGGAUGAAUGCAUCUCCUCUACAAGUCGUGCGCAUUCGUGUGCGAGAGGGUGGGGAAAUAGUUGGAGUAUCACAACCAGCCUGUGUCAAACAUGCACAUGAUACAUCUGCCCAGGAGACCUACAUUCACCAAGCGAGAGACUCUCUAUUUGAGGAGGAGCUGUUCUACGAACUAAAUCGCGAAGCACGGGCACUUCUCCGACACGGCGUUGAAACCCGGCACAAUCAGAUCUUGUUCCAUGUGAACGAGAGCCAACAGGUUCUCGUUGACAUGAUCCCAGUGGACGAAACUGCCACCCAUGACCUAGAAGCAGGCUCAGCUGGAUUUCCAGCCAACGACCUCGCCCACGCAAUUGCUUGCUCCAUCCGCAUCCUUUUAACCCACGCCCAUCGGAAGAACCGCCGCCGGCGGACCCAGAUACCUGCAGCCAUAUCUGUGAGGAAACGUCCGACGAUAGAAUAUCCACUCCUCCAGCCAAGCAUUACGUACCUCCAACAUAGAUCGCACAUGCAGUGGCUUUUAUCGUUCCUCCACAAUAUAACCAAUACGCUACUCUCUGCUGGACUCAAAUGCAAGUACUGGGCGAACCCCCCAUCAUCCAAGGACCGUCUUGGGACCCCCGCCAAUCAAGAUAAAAAUAUACUCCUUGUAGAAUCCCUCGUGGACUCAUUUCUUAAUGUUCAAGAGGCCGCAGUCUCAGGUGACUUCCUUAGCCCGAAUAGCCGUUAUAAAAUUCGGGUUCGGACAGACUUGGACCCUACAGCACUUGGAACUGAAUUUAACACAUGGACCAGUCUUCCCUCGUUCCCGCAACAACAAAUCAUCCAAAGAUUUGGUACUCGUGAUGAUAUUCAAGAAUUCCUUAUUUACUUAUUUACCCUGGAUUUAGUUCAUACAAUUCCGUUACUUGGCGGAACGAGAACCAUAUCGUCUUUACCCAAUAUGCUACCUGGAGACGCCGAGCCUGGCCCGAGUGAUCCAACUGCAGGUCUAGUGACCGCACCAACCACUGCCUCCAAAACUGCAAUCUGGGAGCCUACGUUUUCAGAACACGGGGAGCUAAUAGCCCAUGCCCCUGGAAAAAGUCGGAAUAAGAAACUGCGAGUGGUAUUAAGCGGAGAAUCGCUAGUACUGCAUUGUGUGUCGACGAAUCAUGCAGAGGACGAGGAGGUGGAAGAAUCCAGUUACACAUGGAGUGUCAAUCAGACCGAUGACGACUCCCGCCUCACACUUCAGGAAACCCUCAAGCAAAUUGAGGGUAGCGACUGA